GAUACAGCAGCUGCAACAACAACAUCACCAUCUAACAGUUUAAAGCUCUUUAGCCAUUAUUCCAAACGUCAAGUGUACUUAGAAGCGACGUUUUUUCGUUUGUUUACAAACCUUGAAGUCCAAAUAAUCAGCAAAGUUUUAGACUUUUUUCCAAAGGGCAUUUGUUGUUGCUGUCGUUUGAAUGUUUGAACAAUAGAACCCCAAGACGGCAAAUGACCGUUUAUAUAAAAACUCAUUGCAUUGUUGCUUCAAGUGUCAGUUGUAAUUGUCCAGUGUUUAAUGUGGCAUUCACAAAAAGCCAAAACACAAAACGCCGAUCUAAACGAAAUAAAAACCAACUAAAGAAGAGGAAUUUUUGAAUCUCAUCAGUACUUCCUUAGCCGUUUUAGUUCUUUGUGUAAAUCGCCGCUUAAUUCAUUUGAAAAAUGUCAAAGUUUUUGUUUGUUUUCAAUCUCAUCGUAUUGUGCCUGUUGCUCUCCACCCGCCAUACGUUGGUAUCGGCCGCACCAAAGCCACAGAAUGCAGCCGUGGAGGCGGAAGAUUUAGAGACAGGUGCUGCAGCCGCUAUUGAGAAGGAUGACCUAGAGGGCUCCUCGUCAUAUGGUUUUGGAUAUUAUUCAUCGCCCUAUCUGUAUGGUGGCCAUUAUGGCGGUCAUUAUGGUGGAUACGGUGGAUAUGGCAUUGGUUAUCCUUAUGGUAUAGGCGGAUAUUAUGGCCUAGGAUACCCAUACUACGGAGGUUAUUACGGCUAUCAUGGUCUGCAUGGUCACUAUUUCUAACUUUAAUACUUUAAUAAAAAAAAUGUUUAGUUUAUUUGCAUAAGUAUUGUUAUUAUUUGGGAUAAACCAAUGUCUAACAUUUGUCGUCGUUUUUUAUUUCAUUCAUAAUAU
Messenger RNA from Musca domestica (house fly), 890 nucleotides. Its product is annotated as protein suex-1. Bases 426 to 779 code for a protein of 117 amino acids. The transcript has 3 exons. The record is from RefSeq and is a predicted model, not a curated record. Lineage: Eukaryota; Metazoa; Arthropoda; Insecta; Diptera; Muscidae.